GAUCAGCGCUCGUCCGCAGUCACUCCGAUUGAAGUGUGCUUUCUGUUUUACUAACGAUGAGAUUGUUGUGACAUCUGCUGGAUAAAAUGUUGCGCACAUUCAUCUUAAUAAAGAAGACGCGGUGAUAAGGACAUAAUGGAGUUAUGUUAUGUGUCGUCGAGGCUGUUGUGAUGUUAUUGUGAGGAGAGACUAUGAGCUCUUCAGGAUGGGUGCGAACAAUGGCAAACCGUAUGAAAGUGAAGGAAAAGGCAGUUCCAGUAUCUCCUCCGACGUGAGCUCCAGCACUGAUCACACACCCACCAAAGCUCAGAAAAAUGUGACUACCAGUGAAGAUUCAGCUCUAAGUAUGAGGACACUUAGCACUCCAAGCCCCGCCCUCAUUCUGAAUCCAAACCUUUCCUCACUCUCACCUCAAACAGUCCCAAAUGGGCAUGAAACAUCUUCACCUUCUAUUAAUGUCUGUGGGGAAACAGUGGCUCUGAUUCAUCAACCUCCAGGGACAAACUCACGCCCUUCCAAAACUGCUCAUGUGGCUCUCAUCGAUGCUCUGCCAGAUCCUGUUUUACUUCACAUUCUCUCUUACCUGUCCACCCCUCACCUGUGCCGCUGCGCUCGAGUGUGUCGUCGCUGGUAUAACCUGUCCUGGGAUCCACGGCUCUGGAGAGCCAUCCGUCUUACUGGAGAGCUGCUAAAUGCUGACAGGGCCCUUAAGGUUCUUACUAAUAGGUUAUGUCAGGACACUCCUACUGUUUGUCUGACCCUGGAGACGGUCGUGGCCAGUGGCUGCCGGAGGCUUUCUGAUCGUGGGCUACGUGUGAUAGCUCAGCGUUGUCCGGAGCUGCGGCGUUUGGAGGUUGCAGGCUGCCAUCAUGUGUCCAAUGAUGCUGUGUUUGACGUGGUGUCCCAGUGUCCCAGUCUGGAGCACCUAGAUGUAUCAGGUUGUCCUAAAGUGACGUGUAUCAGUCUGACUGAGGAGUCCUCUCUUCAGCUCACACCAUUACAUGGACAACAGAUCGGCCUGCGUUAUCUGGACAUGACAGACUGUGUAUCAUUGGAGGACAAAGGCCUGAGGACCAUCGCCUUUCACUGUCCACGUAUCACACAUCUCUACCUACGGCGCUGCAGCUGCCUGACCGAUGAAUCCCUUCGGCAGCUGUCACUGCACUGCAGCGCUUUACGUGAGCUUAGCCUAAGCGACUGCUUUCUGGUGGGAGAUUUUGGUCUGCGUGAAGUGGCUCGUCUGGAGGGCCGCCUGCGGUAUCUAAGCGUGGCACACUGUAUGCGCAUUACCGACGUUGGACUGCGAUACGUAGCUCGCUACUGUCCACGCCUUCGGUACCUGAAUGCACGUGGCUGUGAGGGAAUAACAGACCAGGGUUUGAGACACUUAGCUCGUAGCUGCCCCAGACUGCGAUCUCUUGAUGUUGGCCAUUGCCCGCUGGUGUCAGACGCUGGACUGGAAGUGUUAGCACAGUGUUGUGAGGGACUUCGAAGGCUGAGUCUAAGGGGCUGUGAGAGCGUGACGGGACGAGGGCUGACCGCGCUGGCGGACCGAUGUCAUGAACUGCAGUUAUUGAACGUACAGGAUUGUGAGGUGUCACCUGAGGCACUUCAACUGAUUCGACAGCAUUGCAGACGUUGUGUAAUAGAGCACACUAUACCUGCUUUCUACUGAGAAGACAACAGAGGUUUGGACUUGUCAAGAUGCAUUUUGAUGGAUGUGUCUUAAAACCUAGUGAACUGAUUCACACACUGCCUGUUAUGAAUGAGCAACUGUCCAUAUAAACGAUUAAUGUAGAGUCUGUUUAUGUUUCAGAGCAGUUCACAAUUCACAAUUUUGCAAACUGAUGUGAACUCCAUUGAACUUGACUACACAAUUUGUCUAUUUAGUCACCAACAUCAGCACUGAAAUCAUUUUGAGUAAGAUGCAGUUUAUCGUAUCUUACUGAUAAAUUAAAUAUAAACAUAGGCUACACGUAACAUAAUGCAAAGGAAAUCAAACCAUUGUGUUACAUGGAUGUUCAAAUGUUUACAUUUGCUUUACUUUGCCAAUUUAUUAAAGCAGUACAACUUUUUUGUGCAUUAAACCCCUGACAUUAAUCAAAGCCCUUAAUAAGAAAAUAAGUAAAAUAUUAUUUAAUAACUUCAUUGCACUAUUUUAUACUGAUGCUAUUAAAAACAUUUACUGUAUAUUUCAAAAUCAAUAUUUUACAAUAUGUCUGUAAAGUGCUGUCUAGGUGGACACCUGUCUAUGUUUUCUAGGUUUUGAGACACAGUUGGUGUUUCAUGGUGUUUCUUGCAAAGCUGUAGCAUGGUCUUGCCUUUUAAAGAUCCACAUGAAAUAUAUAAUAGUAUUUAUCACAUGAAAGACAUGUAUUAUUAUCACUGUACAGAAAGCUGUGUUUUCCCCAAAUGUCUUAACUGUGUAACUUUUUACAAAACGCUCUUUACCUUGUUGGUUGUGUUACAAUGUUAAAUUUUAAACACCUUGUCUUACAGAGAAGAGGUUUUGAAGUGUAAGUAUACUCAUUCUUUCUAGAAAAAAACUGUAUUUUAAUUAAUUACAAAAUUUGUAUUUUAUUUUUUAAUUGCUGUCUCGUGUUUCUGGGGCAUACGCGAAUUAAUGACUCGUUUGAGUCGAUUCCUUACAAAGUGUUGCCAAUAAAUGAGUCUUUUGAGUCGAUUCUUUACAAAGCCAAUGGGCCAAACGUUUUGAAUUGGUUCGCGAAACAGUUUGAAUUAAUUGUUCAGAUCACUGCAAAAACGGAAUCGUCUGAUGCUGUUUUACUCGUAGCCUAUGUAGAAACACGCAGAAUAUAAACAGUGUUGGGUGACGUGGAAAUGAAUUUACCAAUCUUUUAACUAAAAGCAAAACUUCACACAUGUACCCGCCAUUACAUACACGCGACCUGUUCAUUUUCACGCGCGCAACCUCCAGAAACAUGUAGCACAGAAGAAGAAAAUCCAUCGAUGAUUGACGUCUGAUUCGCUGUAUACUGUACUGUAUGAUGUAAGUGCUUCUCACAAAACACACGUGACAUGACAACAUAAGAAAACAUGAGUUUUGUCUAAAAUCAGUUUGUAUCAUGUAAGUGUAAACUGUCAAUGUCCUCAGACCAUCUUAGGAGAUAACUUUAUAGUGAACGCAAAACUCUUGUCAGUUUACUUGUCUGAUAUUUCAGCUAUAAGCUACAUCAACAUUGACUAGAGUUAAUUUGUUAAUUUGAAAUGCUUGUCUAUUCUGUGUUUGUAUUCUUUUUUCUGUACUUUUUUUUGUUUAUGUUGCAGUUUUACACAUACUGUAGAAGUGCCCUUCAUAAGUAUUCCUCUGUUUACUGUGGAGUCAAGAAAUGUUUAAACAUUAAAAGAUGAACAUCAUACAAAAGUACAGAAUCUGUCACAUUAUUUUUUAAUGGGCACUGAGCUGUGUCCUGACACAUGAAAAGCAUAAAAUGUGUAGGAUCAGUUUGAUUCACUUAUGUGCAUUUGGGUACAACACACAUAAAUCAGCAUUUAAUGCUGUUGUUCUUUGUUGUUAAAGCAUGUAUGUGUUGAAACAUAAACAAAGGUUAAUAAAAUGUGACAUUCUAAACUUCUGACAUACUGAUAUUUAUCUUACCAAUUUCUGGUCUCCACAGCAAACAGAAUAAUCUUGUCUUUACUGUUCUGAUACUUAUGGAGGGCACUGUAUUGUGUGUGUGCGCGUGUGCAUGUAUGUAUAUCUAGAUUUAUUUUUUUCAUGAGUAACUAGUAACUCACUACUUGAGUAUUAUUUUCAUUGCAUACUUUUUACUUCUACUUGAGUAAUUAUUUCUUUACUCACUUGUACUUUUACUUAAGUAAAGUUUUUGGCUACUCUUUCCACCUCUGUUAAAAUCUUUAUGAAUCUAGGCUGAGUUUGCCACGUUUAGCCUAAAUAAUCAGACCGAUAGCAGCUAGCUAUGAUAGCUUGCAGACAAGCAGCCUGGAUACUAUUUUAUUGGUAGGCAUUAGGCAAACAUGUUUGCUAAUUUUAAUAAAGACCCUGUUAUUCUCAGUCCUUCAUAUAGGCCGUCAGUUUUUUUUUUUUUUUUAGGGGGGUGCCCUUUUUUGAUCAGAGCAACUGCCCCUAAAAAUUCCUGUGCAUGUCCCUGUAUUGCAGCAUAAGGAGUCAGUUUGGUAAAAUCUGUUGCUGCUGAAGAAAAUAAAUGACUGCUUACUUAAAAUUAUUGAAAAUUUUGUUUCUGUUUAUAAAUCUGUAUAGAUGCAAAUACAUUGGAUUUAAAUUACACAGUGGUAUUAGGUACAGAAAGAUCUUUAGCAUUCAGACGAAAAAACAAACUCUCCCUCAUUCACACCAAACAAUUCUGUAUCAUAACUUAUUUCAGUUGUUGCUUGAAGAAUCAUAACAUUACAACCAAAGAAUCAUAAAAUGUAAGUGACAUUUGGGCCAAAUUGUUAAUUAAGUGUGCUGUAAUCUAAAGUUCAAGAGCAAGUUAAAAUGCAUUCAAGAUAAUAAAGUUUAAACAUACACAAGUUAACAAAAAAACACAAUUUACAGGCAAGUCUAAAUGUGACCCAAGACAUCAAACGGGUCAUCAAAUACAAACAGUUGUUGAAUUUGUAUCUCAGUGUUGUCUGUAAAUAAAUAAGAGGAUAAAGCCUAAAACAGAACAGGACUCAGUGUUUUGUCAUAAAGGAUUGGUAAACAUUAUGUAAAUGUCACAGAGGAUAUAAAUGAAUAAAGUAAUGCUGUUUUAUAUUUAUUAUCU
Molecule: messenger RNA, 4751 nt
Organism: Paramisgurnus dabryanus
Lineage: Eukaryota; Metazoa; Chordata; Actinopteri; Cypriniformes; Cobitidae
Product: F-box/LRR-repeat protein 7
Biological process (GO): SCF-dependent proteasomal ubiquitin-dependent protein catabolic process
Cellular component (GO): SCF ubiquitin ligase complex
Molecular function (GO): protein binding
Source: RefSeq, a predicted model, not a curated record